Molecule: messenger RNA, 657 nt
Organism: Saccostrea echinata
Lineage: Eukaryota; Metazoa; Mollusca; Bivalvia; Ostreida; Ostreidae
Product: ubiquitin carboxyl-terminal hydrolase 27-like
Exons: 7
Coding region: 1-657 (218 amino acids)
Biological process (GO): protein deubiquitination
Cellular component (GO): cytosol; nucleus
Molecular function (GO): cysteine-type endopeptidase activity; cysteine-type deubiquitinase activity
Source: RefSeq, a predicted model, not a curated record
AUGGUGGAGAGUGGUGUGUACAUAUUUUGGCUAGAUGGAACUUUUGAUCCAAAUAAUCAAAAUGACUGUCUUUCUUUUCUUCAUGUGUUACUGGACGUCCUAAGUAAGGAUGAAAAUAUACAAGGAAAUGUUAAUCACUUUUUCAUUGAUGUUGUGGAUGAAAUAGAAUGCAGGGAUUGUAUGACUAAACAAGAGAUUGGUGAACAAAGGGUUCUUGGUGUAAAUUCUCUUACAGAUAUAUCUGAGAAAGUUAACAUGGAUAAUCUGUACGGAGAAGAAUUGUUUGAAAAUGGAGAAUUGGAAUGUUAUGGCUGUAGAAAAAGUAGAAAACUUGUCAAAACUUCAAGAUUGGCCAAUUGUCCGGCGUUGCUGAUGUUUCAGAUACAACGAAUUUUGGAAACUGGAGAUGGUUUUGUUAAAAGAAAUUGCGAAAUAAAAUUUAGUCCAAGGCUUCAUUUAGACAAUGAAAUGCCCAAAUAUGAACUGUUUGCAGUAGUGUACCACAGCGGUGAUUUAGAGGGAGGACAUUACUAUUCAGCAGUGAAACAUGACAAUGACUGGUAUACUUGUGACAACGACCACAUCUGGAAGUGUUUUGAAGAAAAAGAAAUUUUAAAAUUUAGAGAUAUGUAUCUUCUCUUUUAUGAACGUAAAUAG